Messenger RNA from Oppiella nova, 2688 nucleotides. The record is from the annotation of a GenBank genome assembly. NCBI's taxonomy places the organism in Eukaryota, Metazoa, Arthropoda, Arachnida, Sarcoptiformes, Oppiidae.
GUGGACAGCCAAACGGUGUGUCCGACCCGUGAAUGCGAGUGAAAACUAUGUCAACAAAACAUGCAAUCGAUAUGUGAUUCAAAUGUGUUUCACUCGUCGUUGUAAUAAUGCAUUGAUUUUGAAGUUUUGUAUUUAUUUUGGACACAAAAAGUCUAUUUAAUUGUCAAAUGCUGUCAUAAACUAUACAUUCAUUCAAAUGAGCGAUCAUUGCCUUUAAUUCACACGUGUUUUGUGUGUCCAUACGUUUGCCGCACUAAUCACUGCUCGUAAAAGUCUUGAUUUGUUUACCGCCGAAGAAUACACUCAUCGGACAGUAGUCGCGGACAUAAUCACCUCCUCGGAGGUCAUACAGACAUUCAGUGACACCACUCGACAUAUCAGUGGACAGACAGCUGUCGCUAACCACACAUCGAGACUGUUCUGGUCAUCGGACUAUCGCUGGUCGCGAGUCAUGUCUUCAACGACACCGCCGACGACAACACCGCCGAAGACAUCGCCUGCGAAGUCGUCGAUCACACCGUCGAUGACGACGACGCCGACCAUCAAAGCGGAAGCCAUUACCGCCGCCGCCAAAGACAAUGUCUCCCAGAAGUCGAUUCUGGAGGUGACGGACAGCGACAUCGACGAGGAGAUGGCGAAAGACAACAACAACUUGCAGUCGGAGACCAUCGACGGCUUCGACUUCGAUACGCCCGAAGAGUUUCUGUUAUACCACUCGCGCACCGGGAAUCUCAAAGUGGUCGAGAAGCUGAUCCUAUUGGCCACGAAGAAUGAGAUCGAAUUGGAUCUCAACUGCAAAGGCAAACAGAAGAGUAACUACGGGUGGAGUCCAUUACAUUUGGCCGCAUAUUUCGGACACUUCCAUGUCGUCGAAGAACUGCUUCAAAACAACGCGGACGUGAAUAUAGUGAACGAAUCGGGCGAUACGGCGCUCCAUAAGGCCGCCUACACGGGCCGGGAGGACAUAGUGGUGCGUCUCGUGGCCGCCAACGCCGACGUACUCAUCAUUAACGGCGACGGACUCACGCCCAGGGAGUUGGCCCGCAAGGAGUCCGUCAAACGGAUACUAUUAGCGGCGGAGGAGGCGGACGUGAAGCGCCGGGAGGAGCGGUAUCUGAGCGCCGCCCGCAACGGCGACGUCGACACUAUGCGCGCACUACUGGCCGACACCAACUCCCCGCUGAACGUUAACUGUCAGGACGUGUCGGGCAAUACGGCGCUCCACUGCGCCGCCUACAGGGGUCAGAAGGAGGUGGCGGUGUUUCUGCUCAAACAGGGCAUCGACGUCACCAUUAAGAACAAUAGGGGACAGUUGGCCGCGGCGUUGGCCCCGAACGUGCAGAUCAAGCAACUGCUACACGAAGUGCAGCCAAUCAGCGCCCAGUUGGCCGGCCUCAAGACCAAAGCGGUGAUGCGUUUCGAGGGGCCGUUACUCAAAAAAGGGCGGUUCCUGGGCUGGCGGCUCAUAUGGGCGGUGCUCGAGCGCGGGGUGUUCUCGUUCUUCGGGCGCCGGGCCGACGCGAGCACCGGUACCCGGCGUAAGGGCUACAAGUACUUGGAGAGCGCCAUAUGCGAGCCCCUGGAUAGCGGUAGGCCCGGCGCGGCCGACACCCAGUUUGUCAUAUACUUCAGCGACCGGUCGCGAGCGUUGCUGUCGAUCCCCUCCGGGGGUGAGGCGGUGCUGAGCGCGCCGGUGGCCGUCGAGCGCCAGAAGUGGGUGAACGCCAUUAACGAUCACAUCUAUUACGGCACGAAUUUCAUCAAACAAGGGAUGCGUAUCGACUGCGACUCGGACGAGGACGAGCUCCAGGAGCUGUUGCCUAGCAGUGGCAUACAGGCGCUCAUACAGACGGCCAACGCGCACCAGUCCAUACUGGAGCGGCACGUGAAGGCGCUGUUGCAGUUGAAUGAGGACAUCGUCAGCGCGGAGAAGCAGUUGAGUGCGUGUCAAACGAACGGGAGGGUGACGCCUACCGGUUCCCUCAACGAUAGUAUUGGUGGCAAUCGGCUGGAUACCAGUGCCGGGAACUCUAUUUAUUCCGAUAUCGUCGAGUCGACGCUGCCGUCCAUUAAGUUUCAUUUAAAUCUCAUUCUCGAGUCCUCAUCGAAUGCUACCGGCGCUCUAUCGCACUGUUUAGCCGUUCUCACCCAUCAGGACGAUGUGCGCCAAAUGCUGCUCAAACAGGAACAGGAGAAGGUACGGGUGCUGGAGGACGCCCUGCACGUGCUGGCCCGCGAGCACCACGACCUGGAACAGUCACUCGCCACGGCUGCCGGCGCUAACGGCUCGUUCAACGGCUCGUACUACCACUCGCCUCCCCGGGCGCAGUCCGUGUGCGGUAUGUCCGACGCUACCGGUGCCGAUGUGGACGAGUUUUUCGACGCUUUCGACGACUACCCGGACGACCAGAUGUCCGAUAAGACGCUGACGGGUAGUGGCGGUGGCGAUGAUGACGACGACAACACCCACGCCCUCGACUCGUACGCCACUAUGACCAGCGAAUACAUGACUCCCAUGGCGUCGAUGGCCGAGGAGUUGCGGCUGGAGGCCAGUGGGCAGUGCAGGUAAGGCCGCACCUAUUGUUUUGUUUAAUGGUUUAGUGGAUAAUUUGGUUGUUAAUGGGGUUUGAGAGGAAUAUUCUGUGAUUUUAGCCGAUUCUAGACGUUAUUCUAGUCUCCAUUCGUUAG